Maniola jurtina (meadow brown) is the source of this 3794-nucleotide messenger RNA. RefSeq names its product LIM domain transcription factor LMO4. Lineage: Eukaryota; Metazoa; Arthropoda; Insecta; Lepidoptera; Nymphalidae. The record is from RefSeq and is a predicted model, not a curated record. The coding region runs from base 419 to 1003 and encodes 194 amino acids. The transcript is spliced from 5 exons.
CCCGCGCGCGACCGCGUGGUUCAGUCGCGACCGAAUCGCCGCAUGGGGAAGUGUCGUCGAUCCCCGCGAACGCGUCUACUUUUUUCGAAGUUCUCUGUACAGUUUUUGUUCUAAAGUUUUACGAGAAGGUUUUUGUGCUUCGAGUCUUUUGUCCUGUCGAACUUGAAGGAUACGAGACUGCAUUCGGCGGUGUAGUUAAUAAAGUUUAAUACGUUUUGGUGUUUUUUUUAUUUUCUGUUAUUGUUGUUUUUUUGUUUGGUGCAUCGUGCCGGUCCGGUGUUCGACCGUCUAUCGAGGCACCGAGCCUGGACGCGCGGUUACGGACCUCAAGGGACAUAGCCUUUAGGGCGUGUAAUUGUGGUGGUCGGUGCGAGCGGUUCCCGCUCCAAACGUCAAGCUGGCAGCGAGCGCGCUGAGCAUGAACCCGCACUACCACGGGUACGCGGAGCUGAGCUCACCGCACCCGUCCUCGCCGGAGGCUGCGUUCGCGGCGAACGGCCACGACUACCCUCACAACAACAACAACCCAGCACUAAAGGAAUGCGCAGGCUGCGGAGGCAAAAUUGUAGAGAGGUUUCUACUCCACGCGCUCGACAGAUACUGGCACCACGGCUGUCUAAAGUGCACGUGCUGUGGACAAGCGUUAGCGGACAUGGGACGCUCGUUUUACUUCAAAGGAGGGAUGAUCUUAUGCAAAAGCGACUACACAAGAAUGUUCGGUUCAAGCGGCGCGUGCGCAGCGUGCGGCCAGGCGAUCCCCGCAAGCGAGUUCGUGAUGCGGACGAAUGCACCACAGCAGCCCUUACACGUCUUCCACAUAAAAUGCUUCGCGUGCUCUAAAUGCGGGUCACACCUCAUGCAGGGCGAUAGGUACUACAUGCUCGCGGGGUCACUAGUCUGCGAGCAAGACUGGCAGAAGCUAAUGAAAAACGCGAACGCAGCGACGCCCGGCGCGCCCGUGCGGAAGGGCAAAGUGGGUCGUCCGCGCCGCUCGCGCGAAUGAGCACUGCCUGCGCCUGCGCCGGCGCUUGCGCCCGCACAACUCUCGCACCGCGACUACGAGGAGAUGAUGGCGUGCUCAUAUCUAAGCGCAACAGGACCUAAGGCUCAACCUUCAAUGGCGGGCUGUUGGACUCCACCGUAUUCCCUACCGGAGCCCGAACCGACUCGAAUGGUGCCCUACGUACCUGCCACAGCUUCCACCAUCACGGAACCCGCGCUGGACCUCACCACGACCAUCAAACCUCGACCAUGCAGUGACGAGGACACCGAGUGACAGUGUUGUGCAAAAGACUAUAGAACUUUACGGCACUAGUAAAUUAUUACUCGCGGCACUUUUACUUAUUAAACACUUAGUCUCAACGAAUAUGCGGUUAGUAAUAAUUUGGCGUGGCCCUUGUUAAGUUAUAUACCUAUUUGUUAAGUCGGUACUCACGCCAUCAUUGCAUAUUUCAGGCGUAGUUAUAGACUUAGAGCAUAGAGAAAUUAAAACUAGUUAAUAAAAUAAAAUACAAGUACUAAAGGUGCAAACACACUACUGUGUUGUGAUGUCGUGACGCGACUGAUGGCGAUCGCAAACAUUUUAAAGACGUGAAAGGAAAUAUACACUCUACAGUACUCCGUCAUGGCACUCUAGCGUCCUUACUCUCGAUGUGCAUUUCGACUGAUCGCAACACAGUAAUGUGUCUGCAGCUUAAUAAAAUUAAUUUAUCAGUAUUUGGUUGGAGCUUUAUAGAUUGCACUCAUCUAUUUUGGUUGUACAUAUAAACUUAUAUAAAAAAUUAAUAUACGAUUCUAUGAAAUGAAAUUACUCGUAAAUACGUAAGCAAUAAAUUAUUUUUUCGGGAAAUGGUUGUAGGUAGUAAAAACAAAGUUCAUGUGUAUCUGUGCAAGAUCUAUGCUAUACCUACGUUUUCUCUACAUUAUGUAUCUAUGCUGGCGUUUGUACCCACUAAAUAUUUAAUUUCGGUUGUGAAAAUGGCAAUUUAUGUAAAACUUACUCGCUGCUAUGUAAAUUUCCUUGCAAUUCUGAAUACUUAAAGAAUAAAAUGUGAAUGGGGAUGUGUUAAACACAAGUGCGUUGUUUCUUUAGAAAAGUGAUAAGAAAUGUAAAUGGCGAAAUGAAAACGGCAUAUCUUAAACAAUUAAGUGAUUUAAGGAAAUAAUGUUUAUAGCUCCAUACAAAGAAUAAUUAAAUGACCUAUGCUACAACCGAUUUAUCGAUUUUAUAAUAUAGGUAUCCUUUUCAGCACUUUUAUUACUUUGGGUAUUUUCAACUAAAAAAAAUACGUUAUUUAUUAUUUAAUGAAAUUUCAAUCUUUACGCUUUUAUUUUAUAUUGGUAUAUAUUAAUGCUUCAAUUCCACAAGAUUAAUUCAACGGAACGCAUUUUAGAAAAAUAUCACUUACUUAUGUAAUUAAUUGAAUGCAAAUCACAUUUUUUAUACUUAUAAAUUAUGAACUUUAAAUCAAGCAAUAAUUUUAUUUUAUACACUAUGUCGCUCAUGUAAUGUUUAUUAUACUUAUUUCGGUAAUAAAUAUUAAUUCUUGCCAAAACGUACCUUUUAUACCUAAUUAACGUUAUUUAAUUCUACAAAAUUCUGUGGCACGCAUGCUCUGUGAUUUGCAAACUUUGUAAAUAACUCGAAUAAAUUUGUUAUUUCGUUUAUAAUUAACGUGCUGUUACUUAAUCUUCUAAUAGCCCGUUUAUAUUAUUCAUUAAAUUUGUAAAUAUUAGAAUAUUUAGAUUUAAGUAGACACUUGUACCUAAAGUUUAGGCGCAAACUUAGCAAUAAUUUUGAUGCCAACGUCUUCGAAGUUCUCUGGUUACUUAUGGUAUCUGUAAAUACAGGUCUAAACCUUUAAACUUGAAGUGAAUAAAAUAUCUACACAGAAAAGAGUCAGAUUCUAGAUUAAAAACGAAAACCAAACGCUACGAUAGUGACUAAGUAUGCAACGUUUAGGCUUCGAUUUGAUUCUGCUAGAAAUGCAGUCCCGUACUUUCUUAGUCGGACUUGAGACAACUUUUUGAUUUUAUGCUAUUUGCGCGCAUCUAUUUGAUAGAAGUUGUACACCAAUCUACCUACCAUCUGUAUAUACCUACCUAGUUUCUACUAGGUAUUGUAAAACUUUCAAUGUGAAGUGUAACAGCCAUUUAUGUGAUCAGAAAGACAAGCCUAUUUGAUAAAGGCCGAAUUAAUAAAUAAUAAAAUCAAUCCCAUCUGUAAUAAUAUCUAUAAAUUACCUAGCAGAGUUGCUAUUUGACAAUGAUUGUAUCUUGGACUUAUGAUUGUACUCUUUUUUAACAAAUAACCUAAUUGCCUAAGUAAAUCGAUUAGCUAGGUAAAGACAGUCACAAAUCACAAGAAAGUACACAAAAUAGUUAGCAACUAUAAUAUAGUGUCGCUAUACCUAGCUAUUUAUUUUAUCUUUUAAAGCGAGCCUAAAGCGUCUUUACUCUUUAUCAUAAAAUAAAAAAUUGUAUAAACACUUUCACAAAGAGAAAACUAGAAUCAGACUCGAAUGUAAGUAAUCUUAAACGCUAACAUUCCUUUUACUUAUUAGGUAAGACAAUUUUUGCAUAUAUAAGUAUUUUAAAUUAUCUGAAUAUUAUAAUUGUCGAUGUUUCAUAGAUAACGGCAUUUUUUCUUGUUUAAAUACUUAUUAUGAAUGAUUGAAAUAAAAUACAGAAUAAUAUCUUUUAAGAUAUUAGUGUGAAAGCAAUGUCGUUUUUAGGACUAUUUAUACACAGGUCACAUGUUAUCCUUUUCUCCAAAAUGUCCCCUGGAAUUGUUA